GUUGAAGCAAAGAGUUAUUGAACGAACAAAAUGGCUGAAAAGCUGAGUGACAGUGUUAUACGUAAAGCACAAGUUAUAAUUAUAGAUUGUCAGCUGUGCCAGAAAACUCCGUCGUUGAAAUGGAAAUGCACUAAUUGUGAAAUUUUUAUGUGCAACAACUGCAAAGUUAACGUUCAUGCAAAAUUUAAAUCAGACAAAAUUCACAAUGUUAUAGAUAUUAAAGAUCCUAAGUUUUUAGGUUUAUCAAUUCAGCCUACCGUUGAUUUAGGACACAUACCAUGCAAGGAACACGAAAAGCAGUUCUGCUGUGUCCAUUGUGUGACGUGCGAGAAACUUAUUUGUCCCAAAUGUCUGACAAGCUCGCACAAGGGACAUGAUGUAGCGGACAUAGAAACUACUUACGAUGAACGUCUUGAAUACUUGCGCAACCAUGGCACAACAAACUUUAACCCGAGAGCUAUGACAUUUUUAUUUGGAUCUCUAGAAGAAUUAAAGCUUUCUUGUCAGUCAAAGGAUAUAACAAUAAAAAUCGUACAGAAAUACGACACGGCCGUUCCUUCCUUCAACAGACAUGUUUCACAGGGAACAGAUUCCAUAUGGAUAAGCAGUUUAAGGAAGAAUCUUCGUUUGUAUGAAUUUGAAACAGGGUCAACGCUGUCAUUUAAAAACGAAUAUACAGAUGUAGUAGUAUAUGACUUUGCAAUCUCAUCAAAAGGAACCUUGCUAUUUACAAAAUAUAAUGAUACGCGUCUUUUUAAUUUCCUGGACGAAAAGAAUGGUAAAAUGAAAGUUGUUUGCGAUUUCCAUCCCUUCCUACCGCGCGCUGUACUCGCCAAAAAUGACACUAUAAUCGUCAGUACGAAAGAUCAAGGUAUCGCUUUUCCGCUCAACAGAGAGAGUAGACGUCAACUCGUUAUUCUUGAUGAAUGUGGAAGUGAAAGACAAAUAAUAGAAACAGACAUUCAAAAUGAACGGAUGUUUUCGCUUGUUUAUAGAAUUGCAGUCAAUAUAGAAAACGAUAUAGUAGUUGUCGAUGGAAUUUCUGGGUCGACAGGAAGGAUUGUAUGUUUACGCAAUAACACUAUCAAAUGGACAUAUGAAGGAAAUCCAGACAUAAAUAAUGAACAAAAUUUAUUUAAUCCAUUGGACAUAGUUACAACAUCAACAGGGAACAUCAUAGUGGCAGAUGAAAAGAAUAAUGCUUUGCAUGUUCUGUCAAACGCAGGCGCAGUUCUCAAAUGUUGGAGGACAACCGAUGUUAACAUUGUCUUUCCUAUUAGCUUAGAUAUUGAUUCAAACGGUAGAUUGUUGGUUGGAUGUAGAAGAGAUUCAAAAAUCUAUGUUUUAGAAAUGACAGGGUGUUAAAGAGUACAAGUA
Molecule: messenger RNA, 1377 nt
Organism: Mytilus trossulus (common blue mussel)
Lineage: Eukaryota; Metazoa; Mollusca; Bivalvia; Mytilida; Mytilidae
Exons: 1
Coding region: 31-1365 (444 amino acids)
Molecular function (GO): zinc ion binding
Source: RefSeq, a predicted model, not a curated record